This is a messenger RNA of Pangasianodon hypophthalmus (striped catfish), 3498 nucleotides long. It is a transcript of the gene ttc14, whose product is annotated as tetratricopeptide repeat domain 14. The record is from RefSeq and is a predicted model, not a curated record. The transcript has 13 exons. NCBI's taxonomy places the organism in Eukaryota, Metazoa, Chordata, Actinopteri, Siluriformes, Pangasiidae. Gene Ontology annotation, molecular function: protein binding; nucleic acid binding. The coding region runs from base 200 to 2386 and encodes 728 amino acids.
GAAAACCUCAGCUAUCUAACUAGCUUAGAAGCUUCUUGUCACAGUAUUUUUCUCUGCACACAUAUCCAGCAGCUAGGUAGUGCUAAAAAAGAUCAUACCUCUACAAAUAUCUAUUAUCUACAGUGCUGAAAAUGCCUACAAAUGAAAUAUCGGAAGGUUGGAGUGUGUGUACCGGUGUGAGGCGAAUGUGUUGUUGAACAUGGAUAGAGAUUUACUCAGGCAGUCUGUGGCAUUUCAUGGACAGAGUCUGUUUACUCUGUUAAAAUGUGAACAGAGUGAAAAUCCUGACUUUAAACAUGUCACAGCCGAUCUCGCCAAAUCUGUGAACCAGAGGGAUAAAGAAGAUGACAGUCCUAUUGUGGAACAGUUUAUUGCAAGGAAAGCAGACCUUCUGUUUGCUCCAUCAUGGAAAUCAACCACACCUGGAGAAGAAGAGUGGCAGGAAGAGACCCAAGAGCCAUAUGCCAUCAUGCCUCCUUUGGAGCAGUUCAUGGACGUUUCUUAUAACGAGAGGAGAGAGCUUUUCUACAGAGACGUGGAGCGAGGCGAUGUAGUCAUCGGCAGAAUUACAUCAAUCCGAGAUUUCGGGUUCUUUGUUAAUCUUCUCUGCACUGCUGGGGGAAUGGAGAGGGACGUCGAAGAUCUGGAGAUCACGGGUCUGUGUCCAAUCAGAGAUGUCCCAUCAACUGGAAAUCACGAUGAUCCUUUGUCUUAUUUCCAGAUUGGGGAUUUAAUUAGAGCUGGUGUGAAGGACAUCGACCGCUAUCACGAGAAGCUGACGAUCUCACUUUAUUCCACCUCUCUGGCCUUGAACAUGGAGCGAACCAAAUUGGGUGUAAUAAGCAAAGAAGAUUUACCUCUUCACUACACUCGUGGUGAACAGGUGACCACAGACAGCAGAGAGUCAUACGAGAUGUUACUCCAGAGUUCACUCGGCUUCUCUAACCCGUCCAACGUGGACUAUUUGCUCGGCAAGCUGGGAAUCAGCGACACACAAUCUCACUCCCUAAUGAGAGGAUUACAGAGUAAACGUUUCAUGGAAGAUGAUUUUGCAAGUGCAAUCCGGAAGAAGCAGUCUGCUUCGUGGGCAUUGAAGUGUGUGAAAGCUGGUGUGAAUCAUUUCAAAUCAGGCCGCCAUGUAGAAGCAAUGAAUGAGUACAACAAGGCUUUGGAGAUCGACACCAAUAAUGUUGAGGCACUCGUAGCACGUGGCGCUCUAUAUGCCACUAAAGGCAGCUUGAUGAAAGCUAUCAGUGACUUUGAGCUAGCUUUGGAAAGCUGCCCAACACACAGGAACGCUAAGAAAUAUCUGUGCCAAACACUGGUGGAACGAGGUGGCCAGCUGGAGGAAGAGGAGAAGCUGAUUACAGCAGAAGGGCUUUAUAAGAAAGCUAUAGCUUUAGACGACACAUUUCAUGAAGCGAAGGAAGCACUGAGGAAGCUACAGAUGCACAUCCAGAAAACUCUUAAACUGAAAGCCGAAGAGGCUGCAAAGGAGAAGGAAAAGCAACCAACUGCAGAGACGAGCGCAGAAAAAUUACGUAAGAUCUUAAAAGAAGAAAAAAGGAUGAAAAAGAAAAGGAAGAGGUAUGACUCCACGUCAGAGACGUCCUCGAGCUCUGAUUCCUCCAGCGACGACUCGUCCAGUCGCAAAAAACCCAAAAAGCGAAAGCACAAACGCAGACGCUCCUCACACAGUGGUAAAAAACACAAGCAAAGUGUUUCAUCACGUGGUGAUGAGGAGGAGGAGGAGCACUACCCUGUUCCUGCUAACACCUCAGCAUCCUUCAUUAAUGAGAAACAAACCCUCAUUAAACUGCUCGAUGGAGAGAACAGAGCUGAACACCGAAGACUGUCUCAUGAAAAAAGCAGAGAAGGUAGGUUUGAAGAUGACCCCUUCACCCGGAGCCCUGAGACUGAGGACAGGAAGGUCAAAGGUCAACAUGCGUGCCUCAGUGGUUUAAAUGGCCGGGACAAAGACACAUACAGAGAACGCAGAAGAUCUGAAGACGAACACAGCACUCUGCCGGAAAGUUGUAGAAGCUCACGCAUCACUUCCUGUAGGAAGGAUUCCUCCUCCUCGGCCUAUUCAGAGACCUCGCGCAAAUCUGACUCGCGUGAUUUCGACUCGCGCAAAUCCAGCUCUCGCACGUCCGACUCACGCAAUUCUCACUCAUCUGACUCUCGCAGAUCAGACUCUUAUAAAUCUGGAAGCCAUGGGAAGUCAGAGGUCAGGGAAGGGAAUGAUUGGAACGAUCGUAGAUUAAGCAGCAGUGAUGUGAGCAAAGCCUCGGAGGGAAACCAGAAAAAGAAUUUACCCAACAGUUUAUUGGAUAUCUUUAAUCAGAUUGCUGAAUUUGAGAAAGAAAGAAAGCAGAAGAAAUGAAUGAAAUGCUAUUUUCUGUGUUGUCGCAGUAGCUUCUCGCCUUGAAGGAAAAAAAUAGAGAUGGAGUGAUAAACAUGAGAUAAUCCAGACCUGCCAAUCUUUACACAUUCUGUGUAGGAGUUCUUGCACAGGAAUAUGCUGAUGCAAGUUAUUGCUAAAAAAUGGAAGAUGCACUGAUGUGCGAUCCUCACUUUCUGUCAUGGUAAAUGGAGAAUGUGUGUCUUCCACUUGGCUAACAUUAGACACACAGACACGUAACAACAGUUAAAUAUACUUGUUAUAUAUUAAAUAUAAUAGAGGAACAUAUUAAACGAAAGUGAUUUGGACGAAAGAGAAAAAAGGCUGACAGGAAAAAACUAAAAUAGUCCUACAACAAAGUCUAACUAAUCUAACCUUACAACAAAAUCUAACUUAAAAAAACUAAAAAAUCUACCUCUAAAAAAAAAAUUAAUUUUAAUGAUAACGGUAAUUAGAAAGUGUUUAAAAACGCUGUUUGUUCUGCUGCACCGGUUAGCAGAGACAUGUUCAAGCAGCAGAUCAAAAUGUUGGCCAUGUGGAAACAUUUUCUGCUUUCUACCGAUGGACUUUAGACAAGUGAUUCGUAAAUGAAUGAUUUUGAAAAUAUACGGGACUAAGCAUUAUUCUUCUUCGAGAUUGGCAGGUCUGGAUACACCGAUGAUGCCUUGUAAUAAACAAACAUAAUGGUACCAUGUGUUAAUGUAGCAGUUAUCACUUCUUUAUGUGUUAUUUUUUGUUUUCUGAAAUGAAAUGCUUCCUUGACAAAAAAAAACUUUGUAGUUAAAAACUUUAGCAAAGUGGUUCAUAGGUUAAAAAUAAGCUCUUGUGAGUUUAAAACUACAGUCAGUACAUUUCAAUACAUUCAUGCAGUUUGUUGUCAUUCUUUCUCAGAAGAGGGCUAUACAUUGUGCAGAAUGUAAUCUGGUGUGGAAAUGUGCUGAUUGUAGUUUAGCCAAUAAUUAGAUGUAUAUCUGUCGACUUCACUGAUGCUUUUUGUUUCUCCGUCAGUCUGAUUAAUGUUUUUAGGAAUGUCUGUACAACAUGUAAACCAAUAUAUCCAAGCAUCUCCUAAUAAACUGAGGGUUAAAGCAAAA